AUGGGGCUUGGAUCGAACGAGAAAAUCGCUUUCCGAAAGGAGUCCGAUGACGAAAGCACUUCGACGUGUUUACACACCCGGCUCGACACGUGCAUACCAGGCAGAUACAACCGACCGGCUCUGGACCCACCGCCACAGUUCAACGUUGGAAUGAACCUACGUCUGUGGAAGAGAAAGGCGAACCGGUUCUUGGCCGGUAUCCUGGAAUCGGAACAUACACCGUUCGUCAUGUACCGAUUGAGCGAAGAAGUUCAAGAGAUCCUUGACGCCGAAGGAAUCAACGACGACUUGUGCGUAGCAGACGUAUGGGAAGCGCUGGAGGAACUCUCCCCGGAGGCUCACGAUAUAGCGACGCUCAAGCGCACAUUCUAG
Echinostoma caproni is the source of this 372-nucleotide messenger RNA. NCBI's taxonomy places the organism in Eukaryota, Metazoa, Platyhelminthes, Trematoda, Plagiorchiida, Echinostomatidae. The record is from the annotation of a GenBank genome assembly.